Messenger RNA from Liolophura sinensis, 1038 nucleotides. RefSeq lists its product as uncharacterized. The record is from RefSeq and is a predicted model, not a curated record. The transcript has a single exon. NCBI's taxonomy places the organism in Eukaryota, Metazoa, Mollusca, Polyplacophora, Chitonida, Chitonidae. The annotation marks the transcript as partial.
AUUGUGAACAUAAGGAGAGACAUUGGUAAAGAUUUUGCCAUAAACAGACACACUCGUGUGUGCUCUUUACAUUUUACAGAGGAUUGUUAUCCAAAACACCAAGGCAUAAGACGUCGUCUUGUGAAGGAUGCCAUUCCAACAGUUUUUCAUUGGUGUAAAGGCACCUCCACUCAGCAUUCUAGGAGAAAGAUUAAGAAACAGAUUUCCUCAGUAGCAUCCGAGAACAAGGAGAACAAAGCAGCUACAGGUCUUCAACAGUUUUCUGUGGAGGAGCAUUCUUAUUCCCGCCAAUACACUGAUGGGGCUAUGUAUACUAUAUAUCCUACAACUUUGAGAAGAUAUUUGGAGAGCAGCAGUAGUGGGGAUGACAGUUUAGAAGAUUAUGAACCUAGCGUCUCACCUGAUAAAGCCUCUGUUUUACAGACCAAUUUAAAUCUGAUGACACUGCGCUAUGAAGAAAAGUUUACUUUGCUCAGAUUUUGCAAUUCUGACAGUGACAUAAAGUACUAUACAGGAUUUCGGUCUUAUAUAUCUUUAUCAUGUUUUUUUCAGUUUCUUCAGCCAGAAUGUAAUUUUUUAUAUUAUGUGGGCACAGAGAACACAUCAUCUGGUACACCGUAUGACUUAUUAAAGAAACGUGGACCAUCUAGAUCACUCUCACCAAUGGAAGAGCUCUUCAUAACACUAGUGCGUCUUCGUAAAGGACUACAAGAAAGGUUAAUUGGUGAUCUGUAUAGCAUAUCUGAGGGUCAUGUAUCUAAAAUUGUCAACACAUGGAUUAUUUUUUUAGCAGAUAGAUUUCGAUCAUUACCAAUCUGGCCAAAAGCUGAACAAGUGCGAAAGACCAUGCCAGCAUGCUUUAGAGAACAUUAUUCAACAACACGUGCUAUUGUGGACUGUACAGAACUAUUCAUUGAACAACCAUCUGCAUCUGACUGUCAAAGAGAGACUUUCUCAUCUUACAAACACCACAACACUGCGAAGGGACUCAUUGCAAUUUCUCCGGUAGGUCAACUUACUUUUAUUUCGCCAUUAUAA